Molecule: messenger RNA, 2397 nt
Organism: Knipowitschia caucasica
Lineage: Eukaryota; Metazoa; Chordata; Actinopteri; Gobiiformes; Gobiidae
Source: the annotation of a GenBank genome assembly
AUGCUGGCUAGGCUGCAGGUCGCUGCUUUGCACUAUAAUGAAAAUGCAAAUAGGGCACAUGCUGCAACGUCUGUUGGGGAGCUGAGGUUCCUCAUCGUCCUGGGCUGCCUCAUCCUGGCAGUGCUCACCACCUUCAAGGAGCACGAGAAGGUGUCAGCCCAUUGGCUCGUGGUCCUGGAGACUGGUGCAAUCUUCAUCUUUGGGCUGGAGUUCGGGCUGAGGCUGUGGGCGGCCGGCUGCUGCUGUCGCUACAAAGGACUGAGAGGAAGACUCAAGUUUAUACGAAAACCACUGUGUAUGCUAGAUAUAUUUGUGUUGCUGGCCUCGGUCCCAGUGGUCGCGGUCCGGAACCAGGGGAAUGUUUUGGCGACGUCGUUGCGGAGCCUCAGGUUCCUGCAGAUUCUCAGAAUGUUACGAAUGGAUCGAAGAGGAGGGACAUGGAAACUACUGGGGUCUGCUAUUUACGCCCACAGCAAGGAGCUGAUCACGGCCUGGUACAUAGGGUUCUUGUCCCUGAUCCUGGCCUCGUUCCUGGUUUAUCUGGUGGAGAAGGAUGACGUUACCAUGGAGACGCCCAACGACAAGUCGGGCACAGUGCAGCCGCGCACCCAGGACUUCGACACCUACGCAGACGCCCUCUGGUGGGGACUGAUCACGCUGACAACCAUCGGAUACGGAGACAAGACCCCAAAGACUGAGACUCCUCUGUUUAUCUUUAAAUCUACUCUAACACUGACUCUGACACUGACUCUGACACUGACUCUGACACUGACUCUGACACUGACACUGACACUGACUCUGACACUGACUCUGACACUGACACUGACUCUGACUCUGACACUGACUCUGACACUGACUCUGACUCUGACUCUGACACUGACUCUGACUCUGACUCUGACACUGACUCUGACACUGACACUGACACUGACACUGACUCUGACACUGACACUGACACUGACACUGACUCUGACUCUGACACUGACUCUGACACUGACACUGACACUGACUCUGACACUGACACUGACUCUGACUCUGACACUGACACUGACUCUGACUCUGACACUGACACUGACACUGACUCUGACACUGACUCUGACACUGACUCUGACCCUGACACUGACUCUGACUCUGACACUGACUCUGACUCUGACACUGACUCUGACUCUGACUCUGACACUGACUCUGACUCUGACUCUGACACUGACACUGACUCUGACUCUGACUCUGACACUGACUCUGACACUGACUCUGACUCUGACUCUGACACUGACUCUGACACUGACACUGACACUGACACUGACUCUGACACUGACACUGACUCUGACUCUGACACUGACUCUGACUCUGACUCUGACACUGACUCUGACUCUGACACUGACUCUGACACUGACACUGACACUGACACUGACUCUGACACUGACACUGACACUGACACUGACUCUGACUCUGACACUGACUCUGACACUGACACUGACACUGACUCUGACACUGACUCUGACUCUGACACUGACACUGACUCUGAUUCUGACACUGACACUGACACUGACUCUGACACUGACUCUGACACUGACUCUGACACUGACUCUGACACUGACACUGACUCUGACACUGACUCUGACUCUGACACUGACUCUGACUCUGACUCUGACACUGACUCUGACUCUGACACUGACACUGACUCUGACUCUGACUCUGACACUGACUCUGACACUGACACUGACAUUGACUCUGACACUGACAUUGACUCUGACACUGACACUGACUCUGACUCUGACACUGACACUGACUCUUACACUGACUCUGACUCUGACUCUGACACUGACACUGACACUGACUCUGACACUGACUCUGACUCUGACACUGACUCUGACUCUGACACUGACACUGACUCUGACACUGACUCUGACUCUGACUCUGACACUGACUCUGACUCUGACUCUGACUCUGACACUGACACUGACUCUGACUCUGACUCUGACUCUGACUCUGACUCUGACACUGACACUGACACUGACACUGACACUGACUCUGACACUGACUUUGACUCUGACACUGACACUGACACUGACUCUGACUCUGACACUGACACUGACACUGACUCUUACACUGACUCAAACACUGACACUGAUCUCUGACUCUGACACUGACUCUGACACACUGACUCUUACACUGACACUGACUCUUACACUGACUCAAACACUGACACUGAUCUCUGACUCUGACACUGACUCUGACACUGACACUGACACUGACAUUGACUCUGACACUGACACUGACAUUGACUCUGACACUGACACUGACUCUGACACUGACUCUGACACUGACACUGACUCUUACACUGACUCUUACACUGACACUGACUCUUACACUGACUCAAACACUGACACUGAUCUCUGA